Messenger RNA from Periophthalmus magnuspinnatus, 8589 nucleotides. It is a transcript of the gene kank4, whose product is annotated as KN motif and ankyrin repeat domains 4. Gene Ontology annotation, cellular component: cytoskeleton; cytoplasm. Gene Ontology annotation, molecular function: protein binding. Gene Ontology annotation, biological process: negative regulation of actin filament polymerization. Lineage: Eukaryota; Metazoa; Chordata; Actinopteri; Gobiiformes; Gobiidae. The transcript has 11 exons. Bases 287 to 4750 code for a protein of 1487 amino acids. The record is from RefSeq and is a predicted model, not a curated record.
GACGCCUGCUCUGUAGCGCUCUCUCCUCUUUCACGCCGUCUCAUCCGCCGCCAGGAUAUAUUUACUCAGCCCACGCAGAGUCCAGGAGAUAAAUUGGUCCGAAGCUAAGCCGGGCUGAACACAAUUACGCCAGAGCCUCAGUGUGUAAGUGGCGCCGCGGACUUGGACCUGUGUGUGCCUUUGUACUCUGAUGAACCAAGAGGAGACGCCCAAUUAUUACAAGAUUAGGCUGCCUGCUCCAACUGCGCUAAACACAAAUCAAUGACUGAACACUCUCCCUCCCAUUAUGGACAAGAAAAGUGCCAACGGUGUCCAGGCCAAGAGCAGUGAGGCAAGCGUUCAGAGGAAGCAGCUGCCCUACUCCGUGGAGACUCCUUACGGCUUCCACCUGGACCUGGACUUUCUCAAAUAUGUUGACGAUAUUGAAAAAGGCAACACUAUAAAACGAGUCCACAUCCAACGACGGAUAAAAGGACCAUCCAAGUUCAGCACAUUACCCCGAAACUUUAGCCUGCCCGGACAUGGUGUCAGACCUGCCCCGAAGGAAACCACGGCAUGGUCUGGGACGUCCACUCUGGGACCCAAACCCAAAUCGCGGGUAACGGAAGUCCAGCAGAUAUUUGAUUUUAGAAGUGAAUUGGGGUCUACCAGUCAGAGUAGCAGGGGCUUAACAAAUCAGGGUUAUGUCUCACCAAAACCAAGAGACGAAACGAGUGUCGGCUCCCGUCUCGAUGAAAAAUCAACAGCGGAGUUACAAAACCGACCCAACUUACUCCGAGCGUCCAGCAUGCCCAUCACUUUACAGCAAAGGAAAGGUUCUGAUUCCAGCAGUCCAGUUUUGGUAACUCCAGAAAAUGGCUCCUCAGAAAACAUGUUUCGUGCGUCACCGGAUGUCACAGAACGACGCAUUCCUCAAGAUCGCACAGGGCUUCACCAACAGAUCACCGUAGCUCUGAAACGUGUCAGAGAGUUAGAAGAACAGGUUAAAACUAUCCCUGAAUUAAAAGCGCAGAUAUCUUCACUGAGAGAGGAGAGGGAAAAACUACUUCUACAGCUCCAAGCUCAGAUGAAAGCCAGAGUUGCUUCAGAAAGUAAAGAUACAGGGACACACAGUCAACAGCAAGGGCAGCGACCUUCACAAGAGCUUAAAUUAGCUUUGACACCACAACCCCCAGGGACGAAACCUGGGACAGACAAGGAGCAGGGUGAAGCAAAGAUUGGCAAAGACAUAGCAAAGGAGGAAAUGCGCCAAUUGUCAGAGGAAGACAUCAAAGCUGAACCAUCCAACAAACAACAAGACACAUUAGAGACUUCGAUAGAGCAUUCAGCACAAAAGCAAAUACAGAUUAUGGAAGAAACAAAGAUAAGCAGCUGUCAACACAUCAGCCCCGAGGAAGCGAAAAUGGACGAUGUAGAUAGUGUUGAGGUCCUGCAAGAAAAGUUAAGAAUACUUGAAACCAAACUUGCGAAGGCUACAGAGGAUUUAGAAAGAACCAGUUCACUAUUGAAAAGGCAGAUAGAAGAAAACAAGGCAAAAGAGGAGAAAAUCUUGCAGUUGAGUGAAGGGAUGAGGGUGGAAGUGUGUAGUCCAGAAAUGAUGGACCGUCCAAGGAGGCAAAGCAUUGACACAGGGACAAUUACAGAAAAAGUGGACAUGUCCCAUCAGGAGACCGAGACCGAACCACAUAGUACAGUGGACCAGGGGACAGAUACGGAUAAGAUCUGCGUGGAAGUGCGCUUGCCCCAUCCAGCACCAGAAAGCAUAGAUCAGGGAUUAGACAUAGGUAAAGUCCAUGCUCAAGUGACAGAAAUUGUGGUAGAAGCUGUAGUCUUGACUCCACCAAGACCUAGGACAAAUAGCAUGGAAAGAAGUACCGAGACUGAAAGAGUGAUAACUUUAGAUCAGACUACGGAGACGCCAGUGGCAGAGAGGGUUAAUCAGGUGACUGAAACUGAAACUGGGAACAAUCAUCCAAUAAGACCAAGAACCAGCAGUGUGGACCGGGGCACAGUUACCGAAAGGGUAGGUACAGUGGACAGGGUGACAGAAACGGAGGCAGCGCAAAGGACAGACCAGCAAACUGAAACUGAGAUGGUGAGGAGACUGGAUAAUAACCCAGCGAGGCAAGUAGAAACGCAUUUGGAACAGCGUGUAGAGAUUCAAGAGAGGGAGAGUGUAAGUAGUGAAACAGUGGUAGAGGUAGAAACUGUUGUCAGUCAGAUAGAGGAGGUGAUGAACGAAACUCAUGCUAUAAAAGAAGCUAGCAAGAUUGUCGAAAGUGUAGUGACAGAGAGUUUAGCUGAGGUUGCAGAAACAAAAAUAGAACAGCAAAUUUUGGAUACGACAAAGAAAGUUGAGGAGUCUCUAGAUGAGGAUACGAGUAAUGUUGCGGCUAAAGAUGUGGAACCAAAAGUUGAAGAUAAGAUGGAAAGUAAAAAGGAAGAAAGCAAAGAAACUACUGCCCCAAAAGUUGAUGUAACAGAGGUCACUGAGACUAAAGUGGUUGUAGAUGAUAAAACAGUGAAAAAACAGGAGGUGGAAGUUGUACGACCCAAAGUCAAAGAACCCGUAUCCACUGAAAAGGUGACUGAUGCUCCAAAAACAACAGCUCCCGUGAGACCCCAAAGAGGUAGACGGCCUUCAAACGAGCAGCCCCAACCUGCACCCUCACAACCUCAGCCCGCACCUGUCCGACCUCGUAGGGUAUCCAUGGAAACGCAAGCAGCCCAGCCAACCCCAGAGCAAAAAACUACACCGUCCCAAGAGCAGAUAUCCACCACUACCACCACUACUUCCCAACCUACUGUUCCAACUUUCACACAAGUCCAAGAGCCCCCAAAGCUCACGCCUGUGCCUCAAGUUAAAGAGAAAGUGGCAAGUCAGGAACCAACUCCGUCCAAACCUCAAACAAAAAGUGAAGGUUCAACGCGUCCGAAGUCUAUCCAAUCGCAAACCUCAACAACCCGAAGGAACUCUAAAGAAGUCAAGGCUCCACAGAAGUCUAGUGUCACUGCUUCAAGGCCAACGCGGCAGGGAUCACAAGACAUCACAGCUCAGGGUUCACGAAGGAGUUCAGGUGGAGAUGGUCAAACGCAGAAAGAAGGGAGUGAAACCCAACCAGUUCGUAGAGGGUCUGGUGAGACAGCUCAACGCCGUGGUUCAGGAGAGGGUCAAAGUUCACGCCGGGAUAGCGGAGAAACGCAACGCAAAAUGUCAAGCGAUUCCCCGACAUCACCAGCCGCUUUGGGACAGGUGGUAACACGCCUCACGGGAUUGUUGGGCGAACAGUGGGCGCAGCUAGGAAGUUCGGGAACACAGCAACAGACAGGGAGUCAGCAAGAGAUUCCAAGCGCGCCAAAGCAGACAGCAGGGAAGAAAGUGGAGCCAGGAAAAGGAACGGGAGCCAAGCCAGUGGGAAAGCCAACUCCCGGCGCCGCAGUAGGUAAACCAGCAGGAAAACAAGGGCCAUCCAAGAUGAGCUCCAUCCAAAGUCAGUUGGUUAGCUCCCUCAGCGUUCUGUCAGCCUUCUACUCCCCGGGCCAAAAAGCAGCAGCUGCCACCAAACAGCAAGAGCAAGCUGGGCUCAAAUCUAUUAUGAAGAAAAAUGGCGUCGCAGACAAGCCGGCGAACAAGGGAGCCAAGAAAAACCUGAAAUUUGUCGGGGUGAACGGAGGCUAUGAAACCACAUCCAGUGAGUCCAGUGGAGAUGAGAAGUCAAAGGUGGAGGUCGAGGAAGAGGAGGAAGAGGACAGUUCAGGUCCAGAAGUGGAGAAAGAGAAGGAGCCUGAGGAGAAGACCCAGGAGGAAGCACCAGCAGCAGCAGCAGCACAGAGUGAACCACAGGGGACAGUGGAGACGGAGGGGGCAGAGGCCAAAGCUGAGGCCCGGGCAGAGGCCAAAGCUGAGGCCCAGGCAGAGGCCCAGACACAAGGGGUGAAGGAGGAGAGCGAGAGGGGGCUAUUGGAUCUAACACCUGAGCAUGAGGUCCUGGAGGAAGAUGGGGAGAGAGUGGACAGAGGGUUUGUAGACGCUUGUCUCUAUGUAAAAGACCGGAUGGAGGAGGUGUCAUCGCCGGAUAAAGAAAUGCGGCAGGUUUUGGUGGUGCUCUACCAGGAGUGGUUCCGAGUCUCCAGUCAGAAGGACUCUAAAGUAGAUACAGUGAGAUUAUACCUGAGACAAGUGGGGAUGACCACACCCACUUUGCUCCCGUACGUGGUGAAUCUGACCGACGGCAACGGAAACAUGGCUCUGCAUUACAGCGUGUCCCACUCCAACUUCUCUGUGGUCAAACUCCUGCUCGAUACAGGCCUGUGUGAGACUGAUAACGUGAACAAGGCAGGCUACACUCCGGUGAUGCUAGCUGCGCUCACGGCUGCAGAGAGCCCCGAUGACCUGGAGGUGGCAGAACAACUGUUGAAGAUGGGUGACGUCAACGCACGCUCACGUCAGGCUGGCCAGACGGCGCUGAUGCUCGCCGUGAGCCAUGGGCGUGUUGCCAUGGUGAAGCUGCUGCUGAGCUGUGGAGCGGAUGUGAACGCCCAGGACCGAGAAGGCUCCACGGCGCUGAUGUGUGCGUGUGAACACGGACACACGCACAUCACACGCCUGCUGCUGGAGACCGGCCAGUGUGACAUGAGCCUCACUGAUAAGAAUGGACAGACCGCGCUGACUGUAGCCGAGGAAGCGUCCCACGAAGAUAUACUCCAACUUUUGAAAUCCUGCGAAAAAUCUACCCCAGAACCACUCUGAACCAGGACAAAGCCAAGUGUACCAUCACAUCAGCCAAGUUUACCAUCGAAUCUGCCGAGUGUACCAUCGCAUCAGCACUGAAGAGGGAUUAAAGUGUAGAAAGGAGCUCUACGGUGACGCCUGCUCUGGCCCUGGAAGUCAUUUUCCCAUUCAUUUUUCCCAUAGACUUUUCAAUUUCAAUUUUAAUAUUUACAGUUCAAAGAUAUCGUGGAGGCUAACCAGCUACGUGCUGCUAGGCCUGUCAUGAUAAUCACUAUAUCGACUUAUCGUUCUAGAUGUGAAAGCUGGAGUGAUAUGUUUGGGGCUCAAUCUGUAUCUUGCGGACUUUUUCUUUUUCCAAAACUGAUGUGAUUUGUGGUAUUUGUUGCAGCUCAGGCCUUUUAAUGAUACUCUGGCAUAAAAUAGUUUCAAGAUUAUCGUUUAUCGCAAUAUUUCUCUAUAGUGUGUUUCAAAGUGUGUUUUCGUGACAGGGCUAGUAACUCGGUUGUCUUAAGUCCAAAAAACACAUUUAAAACACAAGAUUUGGCUAAGUACUUUAAUAAUUAGCAGUUUAUAAAGUUUCAGAAACAAAUUUUAAAUAAAAGUACACGUCUUGUUGUUCACAGAGCUGUGAAGCCCUGAGCUUUCAAGUAUUACUUUUGUUCAGAAAGUCUAUGGGAAAAAUGACUCAACUUAUGUAUCAGUCAUUUCUUUCUUCUAUACAACAUGCUAUUGAACGGAUAUGCUGCAAUGAAUGGGGCUUUCGGAUCUAUAGCGGCAUCUCUGGUGGAGCCGAAACAACGGAAGACAUUUUAAACAAAAUUGCUGCUUUUUCAUCAAGCUCCUCAAACCAAGCACAUGAUCUACCUUUGGAAAUGAGAUAUAUGAUUUAUAUUUUUCUUUAGCAAAAUUCCACAUCACUGUUUUUGUAUUGAACAUAAGCCAUCAUAAAGGAGGAGUCCAUUUAGAGUUUUGUUCAAAUUAUUACCACAUACAAACACACAAAUGUAUUUUCUACUGCACUUUUGUAUGUGUUUGUGUAAAUAAUUAUAGUAAUAGUAACAGCCCUAUCAUAUGAGUCAACAAGGCACUAUAUAUAAAUGAGAACAUAUAGAAAAGAGUAUAUUGUUUCAGGACAUAAAAUAAAGAGUAAAGUAGAUCUAUUUUAACCCAUUGUCAGAUAUAGUCUGCUCUGCAUCGCCAAAGUACCGUUACUUUUGAGGAAUACGCAAAAAUCUUUAUUUUUGCCACUUUCUACAUUUACAUACACACAGAAGAAGAAGAAGAAGGCAUCAAAUAUAUGAGGUGAGAUGUAUGGACAAAGUUAAAUGAUGCAGAUUUGAAUAUAAACUAUUUUUUAAAAAUCGUAGAUUUACCAUUUUUCUUUACUUCAUAAUUCCAUAUAUCUUGCUUCAUAUAUCGGAUUUCUUCUUCUUCUGUGUAUAUAAAAAGUAGAAGUAGCCAGUAGGUGGAAGAAGUACUACAUUUUGCCGCUUUUUCAGUUCAAAACUGAAGCAGCAGGUUGGAUCAGCAGCGAAACGGAUCAUACCUGGACGACUGAGGGAUUAUACAGACAUCUUAUGUAUGAAGAAAACAUUGUUCUUUUGAGGAAUUUAAGGGUCUGUAUCUGAUUUUGAGCCAUGAGUGAAGAACUGUUAGCCACGCCCCUCACAGAAACUGUCUGCGAUUGUCACAGGCAGAUGUUUCUGAAUGGUUCUCAUCCAAAAAUGUCUCUGAUUGGAUAAAAUAGUUUCUCCCUGGCAUCUACUUCCUUAUGGUUUCAGAUGUGUAGACAUUAUUAUUCACUCACACUUGAACUCAAUCCAACAGAAAUCAGGUAUAGGACAUUAAAACAGUAUUUUCUCCACUUUGGCGUUGCAGAGCAUGACUCUCAUCUUAUUAUACAUUUAAAAGAAUAAAAUUAAAUAAAUCAAUAUGAUAGAGAUGUAAAGUUUAAGCAAAGAAUAAUUUUUAUACUCGACAAUAGCACAAACAAACUGGUCUUGUGAAGGCAGUGGCGUCUUCUGAAGGCUGAGAUGUGUAUGUGUGGUGAAUGGACGGUGCUGCAUGCCAAUCCCUAGUUACUCCCCCUGCUGGCCACCCUGUAGUAUUGAGGCAGUAUGUUCUAAUACUGUGUGGCCUCAUGAUCACUCCAGGUCCCAUCAAAUCCAGUUAAGAUCCCCAUGUACGUCUUGUCGCCUGCUUGUUCGACCCAAUCAUGUAUGCAACUGCACAAUGAAUGUCAGGCUGCCUGUUAAACAUUCCAAUAUAAUGUAGCAAGAUGAACUUCUCCAGCAUGAGACUAACACAGAGACGUUCACAAGAUAUUUUGUCUAAAUGAUGCAUUCUUUCUCUAUCAGAUGUCUAUACACAUUUCAGUGGGUUGCGGUCACAUUUAAGCAUUUAGUGACUUCAUAAUUUCACAUGGAGGGCAGGGAUCUGUGUACCUCUGUGGGAGUUGUGAGUUUUUGAAAGUAAGAGCCAAACUUAUGUUAAACCUUAUCAAUAUUUCUCAGAGAUUGGCUCCAUAAACUUAUCAUAUUCAUCUUUUUCAACUGACAACACGUAUUUGGGGCUGAAUAAUGGCUCUAAUUUCUGAAGCUGUUGUGGAGUUUGAUGUUUAUCUGUGAUGUUUUAACCUGUUUUGUGGUUCAUGUCUCUAAUUACUGGGCCUAUCCACAUGAAACGAAAACUGGCAUAAAGUUCAGCGUCUUUGCUGUCAGUUUAAAUAAACAAAAGUUAAAGUUUUUUUCAUGAUAGCUUCAGAAAGUGGAGCCAUUAUUGUGUGGCCAUUAUAUGUUGGAGGAUCAGAUCUAUUCUGCAAAAUGGACUUUUCACAAGGUUUAACCAUGUUCUAGUCGUUUCUUUUCUUGAGCCUCUGAAGUUGAAUAUGGAGUGAUUAUAUGUUUGAGUAAUCUUUAUGGUGACGUCAGAUCCCAUUGGGCACUGCAGAUUUCUAACACAGAAAUCGGCGAAUUUUUUUCUUUUAUUAAGUCGUUUUAGAUGAAUAAUAUGACUUAAAAUGUACAAAUUAUAACAAAAUUAUUAAUAUGCCAAGUGUGAAAGUCUAAUUCUCAGGUUCAACAUUUGUGGAACAUAAAAUUUCGUUCAAAAACAGUGAAUCUCCCAUAGUUAUAUAAGCCCCGCCCUCCCUCUGAAACUAUGACAUCAUCAGAUUCUACGGCGUGAGCCCAGUUUGUUCUACUUUUGUCUUGAUGUCGUCUUCUAUAAACCUGUCAGGGUGGUGAACUGAAAGCAAUGAUGUAACCGUCUAAGAAUAAGCAAUAUGAAUCGAAUACUACCUUGUCAGCUGGGAUCUCGGCAGGUUGAGUUGUGUUUUCACUUUUUUUAAGCCUUAAUCUGAUGCCUAACAUGCCUACAGCAAAUACACAGAGAUAAUGGGGUUUUGGGACUUGGGUCUGAUUUCCUGUUUACUACAAAUCCUUCAAAGUACAGCUACAUGUUUACACUGCAACCAGAAGUGUCACGAACGAGGAAGAACCAUAGACCGUAUAAAGACUGUAUAUAUAUGCUGUCUAUGGGAAGAACCAAUGGGGUUUUGAGAGCCAAGUUUCACAGAAAAUCAGAAUAAGUAUAAGGGCAACUAGAUAUUAACUGCCACAUAUGUUCAAAUGGUCCAGCAUCAUUUUUAUGUUUAACAAGUAAAAAGUAUUGUCACAGCGUAGGGAAAUAUGCUUAAUAUAAAGAUCUACUUAGUCUAUUUUUAUGUUUUAUUAAAGGUACACUUUGUAAUUUUUCUGGUAGAGGGUCCGUCACCUGCUUGGUGUGUGGAAAUGUGAUUACUUUGCCUGAAAAGUUGCACAAUAUGGCAUUAAACCUGUCCAUCUUUUCUUUAAUUA